Molecule: messenger RNA, 2255 nt
Organism: Monomorium pharaonis (pharaoh ant)
Lineage: Eukaryota; Metazoa; Arthropoda; Insecta; Hymenoptera; Formicidae
Product: protein SERAC1
Exons: 15
Coding region: 1-2145 (714 amino acids)
Source: RefSeq, a predicted model, not a curated record
AUGAAAACGAUGAGAGUGUCGAGAAGCUACGUGUAUUACUUGAAGACGAGCGGCACUUGCGUCGUGGUGCUCGGGAGCUGCUGGUUUCUGUAUCAACUGCGACAGAUAUCUCAAAUUAUUCGGUCGGCUGUCAACACGAGCGUUCUAAAUUUAGAGCAGACUCGUGCACAGUACAUCUACAUCGAUGAUCCUCGAUUUAAAGAUAUCUUCAUGUUCAGAAAGGAUGAGGAUCUACAUGGACCUGUAUCAGAGAAGCCAGGAAGCCUCAGUGAUAUUCUGACAAGGUGGUGGAAGACAAAAAAUCAUAAACUCGCAUAUAAGUUACUGUACAUGGCGCAACAUGGAAACAAAAAUGAGCGAUACAAAGCUGUGACUGUGCUUGGUUCUCUGUCACAUUUGAAAGAUUGGCAGUAUCGUCACUUGGCACAAAUGAUGGAUGCUAAAACAGCAGUAGCUCUUGCAAGAAUGCCUAAUGUUAAUUCACAAUUCUUUCUUCAACCACCAUAUUAUCAUGUACAGCACACAUUACGUGAUGUACUAGAAAAGGUACAUAUGCUGCUGUUAAAUUUAAAUGCUUUGUGUGAUAACACGCAUCUCUGUCUUACACAAUUCCUCAGUAAAAUGUUUAAAGACGAUCGAUAUCUUGUAGAAUGGUUUGAUCAUGAUUUGAUAAGCGUGGGACUUUCUGUGGAAACAACUGUUCGGGAUGACGAAUUACUUAAAGGUUGUGUUCGUGCAAUCUGUCACCAUUCCUCUGUGGAACAAUAUAGCAAACAUUUAAUCAGUGCUGGAGCUCUACCAAUAUUAACUGCGAUACAGAAAAUUUGCAAUAAUGACGUUGAAAUUUGUAUAUUACUCGCGAGAAUAUUGUCCAACAUAUCUCUUCAUUCUGAAUAUUUAGAGACUAUUUAUGAAUCCGGAUGGAUUGGCAUAUUAUCACGUUGGUCCAACAGCGACGAUAUUCGUCUGUCGGCACAAGCAAUCAGUGCAUUGGUGAAUCUGGAUACAGAUGAAAACGAGAAAGCGAAAUAUCCGCAAAGUGUCUACCUUCUUCAUCCUCUGCACAGAGUUCAUGCAGCAACAAAAAUGGACGUUAUAUUUUUACAUGGAUUGCUAGGUGGAGUUUUCGUUACUUGGAGACAACGCGACGAUCGCUCUACACUUGGAGUUGUAGAUGACAAUACAUUGGAUGAGAAUACAGAUUACUUAUCUACUAUGAUCGAUGAUGAUCGUCCUCAGGAAUUCUUUAAAGAUUUGGCUCGCGAUUUGCAUUUGCGAGAAUGGAGAAAAAUAGGCCAAGAUUUUGAGGUGGUGCUAGAUGAUUGUCCGCAAAACACGAAUGCUUGCGCAUGUGGACCUUAUUUUUGCAAAGGAGAUGAUGCUUGUAUGACAAAUGAUUCCUCUACCUGUAAAACACUUUGUUGGCCAAAAGAUUGGUUACCUGUAGACAUACCAUCCUUACGAAUCAUAGGUGUUAAUUACGGUACAAGUUUAUCUAUGUGGACUCCUUUCUGUCCGAUAGAAAGUAUGAAGAGCACUAUUAAAGAGAGAAGCGAAGAAUUCGUUAUCAAAUUAACAAUGGCAAAAGUAGGUCAGCGACCACUUAUAUGGGUCGCUCAUUCAAUGGGUGGAUUAUUAAUUAAAAAGAUGCUUGUAGAAGAAUGGAAAACUGGAGAUAAACACGGUAUUUGUAAGAAUACCAAAGCUAUCCUAUUUUACGGUACUCCUCAUCGAGGUUCGCAUGUGGCAGCUCUGAAGCAGACGACGCAAAUGCUGCUAUGGCCAACAAUCGAGGUUCAAGAAUUACGCGAUGAAUCGCCGCAGUUGCUAAAAUUGCAUGAAGAAUUCUUAGAAAUGUUGAAUAGAUAUCGUAUAGAUAUUGUGAGUUUUGCUGAAACCAAACCUACGCUUGUAACUGCGAUGAAAUUUCCCUUCCAAUUCGUCGGCCUCAAUUCGGCAGAUCCUGGUGUGGGAGAAUUCUUUGAGAUUCCGCAGGAUCAUUUAUCGAUAUGCAAGCCAGCUAGCAGGCAAUCGUUCUUGUAUCAAAAACUGCUGAGCGUGCUCAGACGCCACGUCGACACUCGGGAAGAAACGACUGUUUCAUCGAUUAGAGAUCUACUGUCCUUAUUGAGUAAGUUAUUUUAAGUUUGUGUACAAGAGAUAAUAUAUACGAAUUUUAUAUAUGUUUAUUUUUUAUGUGGAACCAAAUGAUUAUACGUAUAUGACUGAUUAUUAAAAAGAAUUGUGAUAAUAUA